AUGGACUUAACUCCCGAAGAAACCAACCUCAUCAAAAUCGCAAGAACGACUAUCAAUGCAAUCCCCAAAUCAGAUAUCCACAGCGUAGCCAGCGCAGCCCUCUCAACCAAUGGCCAAGUUUUCACCGGCGUGAACGUGUUUCACUUCACGGGCGGACCAUGUGCCGAGCUCGUGGUCCUCGGUGUAGCCGCGGGUGCCGGGACUCCUCGUCUAUCGCAUAUUGUUGCUGUUGGGGAAGACGGCCAGGAUGGAGCUAUCCUCAAUCCGUGUGGUCGCUGUCGACAGGUGCUGCGUGAUUUGCAUCCUGGGAUUCGAGCUAUUGUGCAGAAGGGUGGGGAGGUCAAAUCUGUCUCUAUUGAUGAGUUGUUGCCUUAUUCUUAUGAGCCUAGGGACUAA
Penicillium samsonianum is the source of this 396-nucleotide messenger RNA. Its product is annotated as cytidine deaminase family protein. Gene Ontology annotation, cellular component: cytosol. Gene Ontology annotation, molecular function: zinc ion binding; cytidine deaminase activity. The transcript has a single exon. Bases 1 to 396 code for a protein of 131 amino acids. The record is from RefSeq and is a predicted model, not a curated record. Lineage: Eukaryota; Fungi; Ascomycota; Eurotiomycetes; Eurotiales; Aspergillaceae.